Molecule: messenger RNA, 1131 nt
Organism: Arachis duranensis
Lineage: Eukaryota; Viridiplantae; Streptophyta; Magnoliopsida; Fabales; Fabaceae
Exons: 3
Coding region: 1-1131 (376 amino acids)
Source: RefSeq, a predicted model, not a curated record
AUGCAUAAACUCUCUAAAACGGAUGCAGACGAAACUGCCGGAAGGAAGCGCAGGGGAAACUGCCACUUGUUUGAAGGAAACGCAUAUGGAACUGCCGCUGGUCUUAAGGAAGCGCAGACAGAACUGCCACUCUUUCCUAUAUUCCAACCGCAAAAUCAAAAUUCACAAACACCUCAUUUUCCAUUUUCAUCCAUAUUUAACCCCUCUAUCGAAAAUGUUACUCCAACUUUCUUGCCGUUUCUAACUCAAUUCAGUGCAUCAAGACAUAACUCAUCUGGUGUUGGUGGCUCUUCUAACCCAUCUUCUCAGACUCCUAUACAAUCUAGUCCAAAUUCGCAAUAUUCCGAUUUUACCAACCCUCGUGGAUUAGAUGCUAUCGACCUCAAUGAUGAUGAUAUUGAAGAUCGGAGGCAAGAUAGUAUUCAACACUGGCAUUGGAAAGAGGAUGAGAUGUUGAUCAGUGCGUGGUUAAAUGUUUCAACUGACCCUGUAGUUGCUAGUCGAAACAUAAGGAGUGGUUCGAACGCUGAUGAUAUAAAGGAGUUAUCUUAUAAACUUUAUUCCACAAAUUAUGGUAAAAAAUUCACUUUUGAGAGGUAUUGGAACAUGCUUCGGUUGGAGCAAAAAUGGAGAAACCAACUACCUACACAAAGUGGCGGCUCAAAGAGAACCAAAGUUAGUGCAACUGGAGCAUACUCAUCCUCAUCAAACCCAGAAACACCGUUGGCUGACGAACCCGGUGUGGACUCUCCCGUUCGCCCACAGGGAUCAAAGAAGAGCAAGCGAAGAGGUAAGGGAAAAGCACAGAUGUCUGAAGAUUUUAGCGAAAGAAAAUCAUCGGUUGUCAAAAAAUUAUCUCUCAUGGAAGAUAUUAAGAAUGUUAGAGAAAAGGAACUAAUGGAAAGGGAAAAAGAAAGAGAAGAGGAGAAGGAACAUAGAGCAAAGAUGAUGGCAAUCAAAGAGAAGGAGAUACAAAUUCAAGCGGCAAUGAAAGAACAGGAAUUACAAACUCAGAGGUAUAUUAAAGAAAUGGAGAUAAAAGCAAAAGAAAGGGAAAUGGAUAUGCAAAUACUUAAUGCUGACACGUCUACAAUGAGUGAGAAACGACGAGCUCUUCAUGAGAUUGCAUAG